Messenger RNA from Lactuca sativa (garden lettuce), 1212 nucleotides. Lineage: Eukaryota; Viridiplantae; Streptophyta; Magnoliopsida; Asterales; Asteraceae. The record is from RefSeq and is a predicted model, not a curated record.
AUGUCUGGUGAAAAUCAGACAAACCCUACAAAGGCAAUCCAUCCCGUUUACACUGUUACCAACAUACAGACCAAAGUAAGAGUACUUGAUGGCACCAAAGUCACGUAUUCCUCCUGGGUUCGACUGUUCAAACUACACGCAAAAGGCUACAAAGUUUUAUCUCAUAUUAACGGAACAGCAUCCCCUGCAAAAACAGAUCCAACAUAUGACACUUGGUCAGAAAUUGAUGCUAUUGUCCUUCAAUGGAUCUAUGGGACCAUAUCCGAUGAUCUUCUUGGUCAGGUCCUUGAUCCAGCCUCUACUGCAUACGAAGCCUGGUCCAAACUUCAGAACAUCUUCCUAAAUAACAAAGGUUCUCGAGCAGCAGCCCUAGAACAUGAGUUCAAUAACUUAACCCUUCGAGCCAUGACAUCCCUUGAAGCGUAUUGUCAACGACUGAAGGAUCUCUCCGGGCAACUGAACGAUGUAGAGUGCCCUGUCAACGAGAAACGCCUCGUCCUGCAACUAGUCCGUGGAUUGCCCUCUGAGUUUGACACAGUGGCCGCCUACAUCAAUCAGACCUCUCCCACAUGGGAUACUGCCUGUUCGAUGUUACAACUCGAGAAUCAAAGACAACGAGCCCGAGAUACUCACUCACCUGUGGAAGUCGCUGCUACUGUUGAUCAUGAAUCAGGACCUAACCCACCACCAAGACGUGGGGAUUUCACCAACAAAAAUCGUCCUUCCCAGCAACGUAACUCCAAUCGCCGAUUCCCACCAUCUCGCUCUCAAAACAGGGAAAAUCCAGCGCCUCCUAGUCGCCAACAAUCUGUGCACCAGAACAAUCGGCGCAAUCUUCCUCCUGGCCAGAAUCGCCCCUCAUGGUCCACUUAUCCGCCUCCUUAUUGGGCCGCUCCUUGGUGGGCUUCACCGCCACCAUGCCCAUAUCCUACUCAGCCUGGUUGGGCCUCACCUUGGCCUGCACCUCCCACACAGCAACAACAAGGUCGACCACCACAAGCCCAUAUUACAGAAGUAAACCCACUGGAACCAUCAGAACUUGGAGCAGCUUUCUCGGCAAUGACUUUGGACCCAAACGAUGAACAGUGGUACAUGGAUUCAGGAGCAACAACUCAUCUUACUGGGGAUGCAGGACUUCAACACUGGGAUGCUCCUAACGAGGCACAAUAGCGAUGGUGACCUCUACCCCUUCACAAAGCCAGAAACAGCUCC